Molecule: messenger RNA, 450 nt
Organism: Phyllostomus discolor (pale spear-nosed bat)
Lineage: Eukaryota; Metazoa; Chordata; Mammalia; Chiroptera; Phyllostomidae
Product: thymosin beta-4-like
Exons: 2
Coding region: 116-247 (43 amino acids)
Biological process (GO): regulation of cell migration; actin filament organization
Cellular component (GO): cytoplasm
Molecular function (GO): actin monomer binding
Source: RefSeq, a predicted model, not a curated record
GGUUUAAGGCUGGGAAUGCGAGGGCCAAAGUGCACUAAGCCAGGAGAAACGAGACUGGGUGGCUCAGCCCUCACACUCCCUCUUUGGUUUUGUAUCUGCAGCUUCUUCAGCAACUAUGUCUCAUAAACCCGAUAUGGCCGAGAUUGAGAAAUUCGAUAAGUCGAAAUUGAAGAAGACAGAAACGCAAGAGAAAAAUCCACUGCUUUCCAAAGAAACGAUUGAACAGGAGAAACAAGCAGGCGAAUAGUAAUUGAGGCCUUCACCGCCAAUAUGCACUGUACAUUCCACAAGCAUUGCCUUCUUAUUUUACUUCUUUUAGCUGUUUAACUUUGUAAGCUGCAAAGAGUUUGGAUCAGUUUAAAUGACUGUGCUGCCCUUUUUCAUAUCAGAAUUACUGACAAUGAAGGCUACACCUGCCUCUCCUAUCUGCCUCUCUAGCUGGCGGGGAAG